Acanthosepion pharaonis is the source of this 594-nucleotide messenger RNA. The record is from the annotation of a GenBank genome assembly. Lineage: Eukaryota; Metazoa; Mollusca; Cephalopoda; Sepiida; Sepiidae.
AUGAAGACGGCAUCUGCUGUUGGGGGAAAUCGAGUUAACCGUCUUUUCUUUUUUCUUUUUGUUAAGGAUACUAACUCAGGCGAGCUAUUUUUGGUGGACACUGGAGCCCAAGUCAGUGGAAUCCCACCCAGAGCUAACACCAUAACAGGCAAAUCAGUAUAUACCCUGCGUGCAGCAAACAGUACCAAGAUUGAGACAUAUGGUCAAAUCUCUCUCACACCCAACAUCGGUUUAAGACGAUCGUUCCCGUGGAUGUUCACCGUCGCACAGGUCAAAUUUCGUAUCCUCGGAGCCAACUUCUUAGCCCACUACAAGCUCAUCGUGGACAUGUCUAACCACACCCUAAUCGACCAGACGACGCAACUAACACUUACAGGUAUGAUUUCCACAUAUACAUCCUUUAAGAUCUGUGCCUCACUUCCUGAAAACAACCCACUACAGCACGUCUUAGAUAAAUUCCCUGCGCUUACAACACCUUUCACUUAUACGGAGUCCGUCAAAUACAACACUGAGAAAUCUGUCUCGCAGGAAACGUACGGUAAAAAGAAGCCCAAAGUUACUGAAAGAGACCAAAAAAGGAGAGAAAAAGGGUAA